AGUACAGACAAAUUGCUAUAAUUUACCCUACGAUAUCAGCCAUACGAUAACAAGAGUGUAGUACUAGUGUGGUAUUUUCACUUUCAUUUACAAACUUCACUUCCAUCAUUUUGGGGCAGCGAAGACGGAAUCAACCCAACACAAACACCCGUUAUCUCACCUCGAUCCAGGCAUCUCACGACUCUUCAAUUCAGUAUUCAAAAGAGAGGCACUCAACUUAUUAGCCGCCAAAGAGGCGAGAGCUGGGUUUGUGUGAGCAAACGAAGAGAGUCAGGCGUUGAAUAUCAGCUUCAAGCCACUCGAAGCACUCGGUUGCUCAACAAAUCGUUGUCUUUACGAUCGCUUGUGAGGAAUUUUCUGGCUUGAGUCGAGUCCGGUGUUACCGGCCAGUUGUACAUCAUGGUGGGCAAGCCGUCCGCGGCGGCCAAGUUGUCGCUCGGCCAGUUGCAGGAGCUCAUGGUCCGGUGUGGUCUGCCAAAGACUGGUUCAAAGCUUCUCCUAUACAACCGUAUUCGAGCCGCUGCUAGAGAGCACAAGCCCUUAGCCCCUGACUCUCGCAUUCUCAGUAUCGACAUGGGUCUCAAGAACUUCGCCUACAGUGUUCUCACUCCAGUCAUGCAAGGCAGCAAGGCCAUGGCCGAAGAGUAUCCUUUGCCUGGAGACGUAAAGCCCAAGGACGAAGAUAUCGUUGACACGGCCAGUUUCUUCGAAAAGCUUGAAGGAACCAAGGACAAAGAGAAUGGCGACUUCGAGCGAAAAUUCGAACCAAAUCUGAUAACAGACAGGGUUUAUAAUAUAAACAACACUACAAGGCGUGUGGCCGAUCUGCACGCAUGGCGCCACCUCAACCUUCUCCCCUGGCUUGAGGUGAACAAUAUCGACGGAAAAAAUACGGACGCCGUCGGCGAGAACUUUGCCCCUAACGCCAUGGCUGACAUGGCCUACCGUCUUAUCACGGAGCAUAUUCUGCCCCAAAAGCCAACCCACAUUCUCAUCGAGCGUCAGCGCUUCCGCACCGCCAACACGGCCGGCAUCUUUGAGUGGACCGUCCGUGUAAACAUGCUCGAGUCCAUGAUCUACGCCAUUCUGCGCGUCAUGCAAAACCGCCGCGAGUUCAACGGCGUCGUGGUUGCCGUGCCGCCCAAGCGCGUGGUCAACUAUCUUAUGGACAAGUACGAACGUGAAAUACCCUCACCCGGCCAUCUGGCGAACCCUGAAAGGCACAGGAUAAAGCCGAAACCGAUACGAGGCUUCCGGAUGUUGGAGAACGAGAUCCCACCCAAGGAGGACAAGGAUGACGAGCUUCUCAACCCAUUCGAGGAGCCCAUCAACGUUGACGAGAAGGAAACCAAGAUGAAGAUCAAGAACGUCAAGAAGGCCCGGAUGUGCCUUUUGGGUUCGUGGUUAAAGAAUCAGGAAAAGCUCGGUCUCGCAAACCGUGAGAUGCAGCGCAUGGCCCACUACUUCGUAAGGGCCGCUCCUGUCGCCGUCAACCAUUUGUUGUCUCUGACCAAGCAGAAAUUGAAGAACGACGCUGUAGUAAUGCCGGAUCCCAAGGACCUCCCGGAGUCCCUCGGCGUCGGCACAUUGAUGGGCAAGAGACAAGAGAAGACGGAGCGCGUUACCAAGGGCGAACACAUCGAGAAGAUGGACGACUUGUGCGACUCGGUUACCCAGGGACUCGCCUGGCUGGAGUGGAGGUUACAGUUGGAGGAAGCUAUGAAGAGGAAGCCGUGGAUUAUGGAGGAUAAUGAGGAACCGGAGAGACCCAAGCUGGGAAUUGCUGUGAGGAAGAGAACAACGGGCGGAGGUCUAUAAAAGGCGGGCUCGGCACAGAGCUACUGUAUGUACGAUAAAGUGUUGCCAAGAUACCUGUCAUAGAAAGUGAUAAAAUCCGUUCUCUCA
Molecule: messenger RNA, 1905 nt
Organism: Neurospora tetraspora
Lineage: Eukaryota; Fungi; Ascomycota; Sordariomycetes; Sordariales; Sordariaceae
Product: mitochondrial resolvase Ydc2
Exons: 1
Coding region: 400-1818 (472 amino acids)
Cellular component (GO): mitochondrion
Molecular function (GO): DNA endonuclease activity; flap-structured DNA binding; crossed form four-way junction DNA binding
Source: RefSeq, a predicted model, not a curated record